Molecule: messenger RNA, 924 nt
Organism: Trypanosoma cruzi
Lineage: Eukaryota; Euglenozoa; Kinetoplastea; Trypanosomatida; Trypanosomatidae
Exons: 1
Coding region: 1-924 (307 amino acids)
Source: RefSeq, a predicted model, not a curated record
AUGCGGCGAACCCUCGUUGCGAAUCGCGGAGCACUCAGUCUGCUCGGCUUGGAUGAACGAUUGCACUACACGGAGGAGGAGGUGAAGGCGGCGUAUCGUCGACAAGUCAAACGGUUUCACCCAGAUGCAGGCGGCAGUGCGGAGCGUUUUCGAGAGCUCCACGAUGCGUAUGUUUUUCUCCUCGGGGAUCGCAAGGCAACAGACACUCCGGCAGAGUCAUGUGACAGCAGUUCUUUCUACAAUAACGCCCAUUCUCGGUGGUCUGCGGGUCGGUAUGAAGGAGCCGGGUGCGGUGCGGCAUUUGCACGUGAUGCCUCCAGCGGUUAUGCCCGCAGUGAUUAUGAGUAUGACUUGGGCGUUGAGUGGGACGGUGAGAGGAGGUACGCAAACCGAUCUACCCGUGAUUUCUACCGUCCGUACACAUCGAACCCGUUUGCUCAUGGAUUCACCGAUGAAGAGGUGCUGGAGGCGGAGCGACUGAAUCGGCUGCGUGUCUUGUGGGCAGUGCUGAAACACGGACUUAUUUUUGGUGGCUUGGUGUACCUUCUUUUCGUGUGCUGGCGGGACAACCGCAUUCAACGCGCCAUUGAGGCCCGCAACAACGGCUACGUGGACGCGUCUUACUGGGAGAAGUUGAAGGAGGACCAACAACGUGGCUUGACUCCGACGCCGCGCCGGCACUGGGCGGAUGUACAGAAUGAAGAGUUCAUGCAGGCGUGGAAUAAACGCCUUGAGGAGCAGCGGCGGCGGGGAUCCCCGUGUGGGGGCGGGGGUGGCUACGCAUUCCGUCCGGUGGCGGUGACGUUUCAAGGGCGCCCGUUCACACCGACGGGUGUUCGAGGCGCCCGCAGCGGGGUUCCGAAGAACACGGCGACUUAUGAGGGCGAUGAGCAUUGCGAGCUGGACGACGCGGAGGGUGACUGA